AUGAAUCUCCCGAUGGCGUCGGAAGACGAUCGGCAAGUCGCACAGGAGCUCGGGCUCCUCCUACGAGGCACCGGGGAGGGAAAUGUGCCGUUUUCUCAGACUCGUUACGAGCAAGUGUCUAUAUCGGGGACGACUGGGGGGCUGGGAGACGGCUCUGCAGCGUCAGCGGCCGCGUCCCUAGAAGCGCAGUAUGGGCUGCGAGACCAGCAGGGGGCUGGGGGGGGCGCUAUGACGGGUGGAAUGGCGGGCGGAAUGGCGGGCCCGGAGGGUUUUGGCGGUGCGCCUGCGGCGGGGGGAUAUGGCGGGCGGGACUACCCCCACAGGAGCGGCAGCGCUCCGCCGUCGGUGGAAGGGUCGAUCUUUGCGAUGGGGCUCGGCGGAGAGGGUGCGCCGAAGUUCCCCGGCGGCGGAGAAGGCACGGAAAGCGGCGGAGGGGGGUAUGCGCAAGGGGGCGGGGGGGGGUAUGAGAUCCGCGCGGGGCUUGGUCAAGACGGUAUCGCGGGGGCGUUUGGGGAGGAUGGCGCGGGGAUGGGCUCGCUACGACCGUUCGAUGACGGGCAUGGGUUGCGAACGGGGCGAUCCUCGUCGUCCAAUCUGUUGUUUCCGCCGACCACGCUCCCCACUCAUCGGGAGGAGAUGGAGAGUCUAUGGGGCGCAGCGGGCGUUGGGGCCGGAGGAUUUGCGGGGUUGGCGUAUCGGCCUAAGAGCCUCGUGGAUCUUAUUCAGGAGGACUUUCCCCGCACGCCCUCCCCCAUCUUCGCGCUUCAGCGCGCAGCCAGCCGCUCAGGCGCGGACGAUUCCGCGGACGCCGCCACCGCCGCCGCCGCUGCUGCCGCCGCCGCGGUGCCGUCUUUCCUCAGCGCUUCCGCCAAUGACCUUCCGCGGCGCCCGCGCUCGUCUCUGCAGCUUGACGACGCGCACAGGCACGAGCUCGCGCUGCUCACCGCGGGGCUGCAGGCGGGCGGAGGCGCAGGCGGAGGGGGGGGAAGGGGCGCGGGGAACACGCGCGGAGGGGGCGCGAGUAGCGUUCCGCCGCUCCUUGGCGCAGGGUCGCGUUCGGGGACUCCGCUUAUCCCCCCCGGAUUGGUCGCGGGGAGGGUUAGCCCGGGACUGGCGAUGCAGCUAGCAGCGGCUCAGGCAGCUUCGGCUGCCAAACCUGCGGGUCUGCCUCGGGCGCAGUCCCCAGCCUUUGGAGUAGCGUAUCUCCAAUACCUCCCUCCUUCCUCCGCAACCAACCCCCCCACCUCCGCCGCCGCCGCCGCCGCCGCCGCCGCUGCAGCAGGCGCAGCAUCGUUCGUGGUAGGGUCUCCCCCUUACCCAACCUUCCUACACGAAUCCCUCCCCCUUCCGCCGGGUUCCGCCAGUUCCGCCGGUUCCCCCUUCCUGCCCCCGCACCUUGCUGGCGGGGCAGGCGCGCCUGGCUUCCCCCACGCGGUUCCCCCUGGCGGAGCAGGGGGAGUCUUGCCCGGGGGAGGUUUAUCUGGAGGGGCUGUAAACGGGUUUUAUCUGUCAGGGGGAGCAGGUGGGGGUGGUGGUGGUGGUGGUGGGGGUGGUGGCGCUGCUGCUGCUACUGCAGGAGCGGGUGGGGGUGGUGGUGAUGGUGGUGGGGGUACUGUUUCACUAGACGCCAACGCGCAGCACUAUCUGCCAAGCGAAGCCGCCCAGUUCGCCGCUGGCGGUGCUGGCGGUGGGGGCGCCGGUCCAGCUGGCAUGAACAGUGGCAUUGGGCGGUCAGUGAGUGCGGGCGGCGGGGUGAGGCGGGUCGGGGCGGCAGCAUCAGGGGAAGGUACAACUGCUGGUGUGGGCACGGGUACUGGUGGUAACACUGGUGCUAAUAUGGGGGGCGCUAAUAUGGGGGGUGCUGCUGAUUCAAUGUUACCCCCUGAAGUGCAGCACCUACUAGCCAUGCACCCGCAGUACAGAGCACAGAUCCUUGCAGGUUUAUCUGGGCUGGGUGUGUCCGGGGGCGGGGGAGGCUUAUCUAGUGGAGGGUUUACCGGGGGAGGAGGUAUGGGAGGGGGUAUGACUGGUGGUGGUGGCGGUGGUGGUGGUGGUAAUGGUGGUGGGGGCACUAGUGCUAGUGGGCUUGCCGCUGCUGCAGCAGCAGUAGGAGGAAUGGGCAUGGGUAUGAACAUGGGUAUGGGUAUGGGGUCGGGUCCCUCUGCUUAUCUCCCCGGGGGCAGCCAGCCAUUGGGGAUACCUGCUGACGUGGCGCGAUCCCGCGCCGCCGGCCUGCCAGCUGGCGCUCCGCUCGGCGGCAACAACAACAACCCUCCGAUGUACUAUGGAAGCCCUCCAGGAAGCUUCCUCCCUGUGAUGGCCUACCCGCCUUUAUCUCCUGCUAGUGGGGGAGGGGCGGGCGGAGGAGUGGUGCCAGCUGGCAUGUUGCCACAUCAGCAGGGCAGCAUGCUGAGUCAGCAUCACCAGCACGGGCACCAUGCGAAUCUGUACGAAUCGAUGCUAUUGGCUGAAGGAGGGCUGGGGGGAGGGAUGGGGCCGGCUGGGGUUGGGGGCGGGGGAAGCAUGAUGGGGGGAGGGGCAGGGGGAGGCGGAGGGGGCGGAGGAAAAGGGGGAGGUUACGCCAUGGGCGGAAUGAGCGGUGUGGGGGGAGCAGGCGGGGGAGCAGGGGCAGGGGGGAGCGGGAGGAGAGAGGAGAAAGGCGGAGGUGGGGGACUGAGGGGCUCACCUGGGGGAGGGGGUGGGGGAAGAGGUGUGUUGAGGGGUGCGGAGCGGUGUUCAGGGAUGCUGGUGAUUGGUGAGUGUUGGAGUGCUCGCUGUGUGACAUUGCAGGGCACGUGGUGGAGUUCAGGUGUGUUGGUGUGUGGUGCUCACAUGCUGCUGACUGGUGCUCACACGCUGCUGACUUGUGCUCACAUGCUGCUGAGUGGUGCUCACAUGCUGCUGAGUGGUGCUCACAUGCUGCUGAGUGGUGCUCACACGCUGCUGACUUGUGCUCACAUGCUGCUGAGUGGUGUUCACAUGCUGUUGACUGGUGCUCACAUGCUGCUGAGUGGUGCUCACAUGCUGCUGACUGGUGCUCACACGCUGCUGAGUGGUGCUCACAUGCUGCUGAGUGGUGCUCAGAGUGCGGACCAGCAUGGCAGUCGGUUCAUCCAGCAGAAGCUCGAGAUGGCCACGGAUGCAGAGAAGAGAAGGAGCUUGUGUUCUCACGGGUCGCGGUUCAUCCAGCAGAAGCUCGAGAUGGCCACGGAUGCAGAGAAGGAGCUCGUGUUCUGUGAGGUGCUGCCGCGCGCUCUCUCCCUUAUGACGGACGUGUUCGGGAACUACGUGAUUCAGAAGUUCUUCGAGCAUGGCCUGGACUCACACAGGGAUGCACUGGCAUCGGAGCUCAAGGGGCAUGUGCUGGCGCUGGGGCUGCAGAUGUAUGGCUGCCGGGUCAUUCAGAAGGCCUUGGAGGUUCUGCCUCUUCCGCAGCAACUGGAGAUCAUAGCCGAACUCGAGGGCACUGUGAUGCGGUGUGUGCGCGACCAGAACGGCAAUCAUGUCAUUCAGAAGUGCAUCGAGUGUGUGCCGCCCGCUCAUAUCGCCUCCAUCGUCAACAGCUUCUACGGCCAAGUCGUUGCGCUCUCAACCCACCCGUAUGGGUGCCGGGUUAUCCAGCGGGUGCUAGAGCAUUGCACGGAGGAGCAGAAGCAGAGGGGCGUGAUGGAUGAAAUCAUGCGGUCAACGUGUGCUCUAGCCCAGGACCAGUACGGCAACUACGUGGUGCAGCACGUCUUGGAGCACGGGAGCGAGGACGAGAGGAACGUGAUUAUAACGAAGCUGGCGGGGCAGAUAGUGACGAUGAGCCAGCACAAGUUCGCCUCCAACGUGAUUGAGAAGUGCCUGCAGUACGGCGGGCCGGCUCAGAAGCAGCUGCUCUUGUCGGAGAUGCUGGGGAGAACGGAUGAGAACGAGCCUCUUCAGGCGAUGAUGAAGGACCAGUUUGGCAACUACGUGGUGCAGAAGGUCCUGGAAACGUGCAGCGAGGGGCAGAGGGAGAUGGUGCUGGGGCGCAUUCGCGUGCAUCUGCACACACUCAAGAAGUUCACCUAUGGGAAGCACAUCGUUGCACGCGUGGAGAAACUUCUGGCCGCUGGAGGCCGUAUGCAAUCUCGGGCAGAGAGAGAGCGGGUGAUGGCACCCUCCUACUCAGGACCAGCUGGGGGAGGUUUCACUGGUGCAAGCUUUUCCAGUGGAGGGAACGUUGCAGGGUUGGGUUCAAGCCGGCAAGGCACGCGCGAGAGACUAUUCGACCGCGACGACCAGAGCCUCAAGUACAAGGGAGUGCAGAAGCAUGUGCGCGGCUGGCUCGUCAAGUACGCGUCGCGCGGCAAGACCGUCGUGCUGGGCGUUCGUCCGACGCAAGAGGAGGCGGCGUCGCUCUAUGACAAGUUCGCCUACAAGGUUCACGGCAACGCCGAGACGCUCAAUCUCGGUCUCACGCUCGCCGAGAAACGAGCCCUAGACGCUCUCUCCGACCGCGAGUUCCUCGCCAUUAUAAAAAAGGACAACUUUAAUCUAAGCUUCCGUAAAGGAUGGAGUUCGAAUUACAUCGGCGUGAGCUGGUACGAAGACUAUGGCGGAUGGGUGGCGCAGGUGAACAUGGGGGGGAUCACGCGGAAGAUCAAGCGGAGCAAGACGGAGGAGGUGGCCGCUGCGGCCGUCGAUCGCGCGCUGCUGCGACGCGACGGCGACCGUGCGAUCACCAACGCGAUGAUCUUCGGCGGGUGUAUCAAAGUCGAGACGCUCAUGGACCUCGAGGGGCUGCGCGACGCGGUGAUCCUGUCGCGAGUCGCCGAGAUGGAAGGAGGAGCAUCCGCCAAGUCGGUUUCCAUCGUCGCUGCAACCCAGUUGCCUUCAGGCAGCGAGCUGGUGGCGGGGUGGGCGGGCAAGCUCCGCUGGGGAGUGAUGCACAACAAGGACAAGGGCGUGUGGGAGAUGGUUCUCUAUAUCGGCCCCAAACCGUUUCUCCGAGGACGGACGCAGUUGGGAGACGAAGCCGCACGCCUCUACGACAGGAUGGCCUACAAGUUCCGAGGCACGUCAGCAGUGCUCAACUUCGGGCUAUCCGCUGCCGAGAAGCUGGAGUUAGAGCAAAUGACCAAGGACGAUUUCCACCUGCACCUGCGCAAGACCUUCGUCCGCAGCUUCCGCUCGCGAUCCUGUCCGUCCAUCUACAAGGGCGUGAAGUGGGGCCCGCAGGAGCAGAAAUGGAUCGCCGCAAUCCGCGUGGGAAACCGGUUUUCUAAGAUUGGAUUGUAUGACGCGGAAGAGGAGGCAGCUGCUGCUUAUGAUCGGACGAUCGUGGAGGUCCGCGGGGUGCAUGUGAUGACUAAUGCGAAGUUUGUGGACGGGUUGAACCACGCGCAGGUGACUGUAACGGAGGUUCCUAUAAAGGGGCAGGAGGAGGCGUUUAUCCGCGCGUCGGGAGGGGGGGUUGGCGGGGAUGGGGGGAGAGGGGGAGGGAGAGGGGCGCGCGGGCGCGGGCGGGGGAGGGGGCGGCCGCCGAUCACCCAUCUAGCGCGGGAGGAGCGGAGGAACAGGCUGGUGGCGUCGUUGGGUGGUUCUGUCGAAGCAGCUAAGCUGGGGAUAACCGGUGGUGAUGGUCCCGGUGCUGCUGGUGAUGGCGCUGGUGGUGCUGCUGCAGAGUUAGGAACAGGAGCGGGGGAAGGUGAAGGGGGAGGAGGAGAGGGAGAAGGAGGGGGGGAAGCGGCUGGGGAUGCGUCUAGCGGAGGGGGUAAGGAGGAGGGGAAGGAGGAGUGGGUGCCGGCGCCGAGAGCAGAGGAGUUGGAGCAGAUAGAGGAAUGGAUGGCGAAUGAGUGGGAGCAGGGGGAGAUUGUGGGGUGGAUGGAAGGGGCUGCUCCUGGGAGUGACGAGAAGGGGUUGAGCACGCUUGUUCCUGCUGGCGCAGCUGGUGGUGGCGCUGCUGGUGGCGCUGGUGGUGGUCCUGGUGGUGGGGGGGAAGGUGGUGGGAAGGAGAAGGGGGAGGGCGAGGAGGAAGGGUCGUUGGCGAUUGACUUGGAAAUGGCUGGGCUAGACGAUGGGGACGAUGCUGCUGGUGGUGGGGAGGGCGGGGGGGAUGCUGAAGGGGACUGGGAUGAGUUUUGUGAGACAACAGCUAGGGAGGUGGCGGAAGGUGCAGGGAACGCUGACGGGGAAGGCGCUGGUGGGGACGGCGGGGCGGGGAAGAAGGGCGCGGGCGGGAAGGGUGGGGAAGUUGGGGCGGAUGAGUUGGGGAACGCGCAUGCAUCUGUGGAGCAACUACUGGCUGCUGCGGAGGCCGGGCCUGGGGGCGGGGCGGGGGCUGAGGGGGGCGGCGCAGGGGGCGCGGGAGAGGGGGAGGGAGACGGAGAGGAGGAUGGGGAGGAUGAUGUGAUGUUGGAACUGAAUGCAGAUGACGAGGGGAAUGAGGGGAGGGAUGGAGGUGGUGGGGAGGGUGCUGGGGGCGCGCAUGGGCGGGAUUGGAUGGAUACUGUCGAAGGGGAUGACGACAAAACGGAAGGAGAAGGGGGAGAAGGGGGAGGAGAUGGGACUAAGACUCCAGCCAAGGGACCAGGGCAGGAGGGGGAUGCAGGUGCAAUAACCCCUGCUCAAGGCCCCUCCCGCCUCCCCCUCACCCCAGGCUCCGCCCCGUCCGCCCUCCAAAUCAGCACCGUUUCCACCCUAGCCGCCCCUACCUCCUCCUUCGGUGCUCCAGAUUCCUCUGGCUUACAGACUUACUCAGGGAAGAGACCCAGGGGGCGGCCAAGGAUUCAUGAGCAUCCAGAGGAGGAGAAGAACAGGUUGUCUGAGAAGUAUAUGGGCGUGGAGUUUAAGGGGCGGACGCGGGCGUGGGAGGCGUUUCUGAUGUCGGGGCAGCGGCGGUAUAACUAUGGGCAGCGGUAUACAGAAGAGGAGGCAGCGCGGCUUCAUGACAAGGUGGCGUAUCGCCUCAAGGGACCGACAGCCCCCACCAACUACCCUCUCGGGGAGGAGGACAAGGCUCGUCUCGACUCAAUGACAGUCGAGGAAUUCUUAACCCACGUUCGCCGCACCAACGUCAGCAGCGUUUUUCAGGGACGGCGUGGCUCGUCCUUAUUCAAGGGCGUGAGCUGGAUGCCAGACAAGCAGCGGUGGGCGGCGCUGAUCAAACUAGACCACGGAAAGGUGAGGAAGAUCGGGUUAUACACCACGGAAGAGGACGCGGCAGCAGCAUACGAUCGCGCUCUGAUCGACCGCGACGGUCCAGAAGCUCUAACCAACGAGAGGUUUUUCCGGUCGUUAGACGACGAUGCCUUAGACCGGUUGCUACAGUCGCGGCGGUCCCGAGACGAGAGCUGCAACUGGAAGGAACGGGCGAAGUAUUUUCUCGAUAAUAUCGAGAAGCUGGGGCAUAAGUCGAAGAGGGCGAGGGCACCGUCCCCUGUGGGAGCGCGGGGACUUGUAGGAGGAGGUGUGGCGGGACCGGUGGGGUCGAGGGAAGGAGAGGAGGGGCCGCAGCCAGGGACCGUUGCUGCGCUGGGCGGGGGCGCGAUUAGCUCUCAGAAGGUGUCGCAGAGUGCUGCUGCUGGGAGGAAGGGGCGUGGAGGUGGUGCUGCUGGUGGCGGGAGGUAUGGGAGUGGAGGAAUGGGGAGUGGGGGGUAUGGGUAUAUGGGAGGGGGAAUGAUGGGUGGUGGGAGCGGGGUGAUGGGCAUGGGGGGUUAUAUGGGAGGUGGGGUCAUGGGGGGGAAUGUUAUGGGGGCAAAUGUAAUGGGAGCGAAUGUUAUGGGUGCGAGUGUUAUGGGUAGCGGUGGGGGGUACGGUCUGGAUCGGUGGGGUCUGUACCCUUCCCCCAUGGCUGCGUCAGGGCAUCUAGCCCCUAACCAGCGGGGCAUGCCGAGUUUUAACCCGGGAGGGGGUGGGUUUGCAGGCGCCGGGGGAGGGAGGAAGGGUGGAGCGGUUGGGAGUGGUGCUGCUGGGUUCAAGAGAGGCCGAUAUGAUUUUGAAGAUGAUGAGGAGGAUUUUGAUGAGGAUGAGGAGGGGUUUGGGGAGGGGUAUGAGGAGGAGGGGAGAGGAGGUGGGGGUGGUGGGGUGGGACGGGGCAGGUGGGGGGGUGGAGCAGGAUGGAAGAGGCAGCAGCAGGAUCAGUUGUAUGGGGGUGUGAUGGGGGGUGGGAUGGGGUCUGGUGCGGUUGGGAUGGGUAGCAGCAGUCUUUACGGCUCUGGCUCUCGUGCUGGUGCUGCUGGUGGCGGUAUUGGUGGUGCACAGCGUAAGAGGUCUCAACCCCACACCUCCUCUCCUGCCGAAGAAAUUCUUCGUAUGUACUCUGUAGGCCAGUCUGCACCAGGUGAUCCUUCCCCAGGUGCAGACAAACUUGGGGCGGGCCGGCCGGCGCAGAGGGUUCUAAGGGACGUGGGAGGGGAGGAAGAUGAAGAGCUGGAGGAGGAUAUGGUGGGAGGAGGAGGGGAGGAAGAGGAGGAAGCGGAGGAGGCGAGAGGGGGUGGAUCCAGCCGUCGAUUGGGCGAUCUGAUGACGAGGAUCUCCGGCGCGCUAUCUCAGCCGUUAGAUGGGGAGGAUGAGGAAGGGGGCGGGGGAAGGGGGAUGGGUGGGGGGGACAUGGGGGGAGAGGAGGAGGAUGUGGUGGAGCACUUGAACCCACACAUCCAGAGGCACGGGCAUGCAGUAGUGCAGGCAGUCCAGCUUGGUCAGCAGCCCCGUGUGCCCAUCCCACCUCUGCUUCCCCCGGUCAAUCCCUUAACCUCCUCGGUGCCAGCAGUUUCUCGAGCAUGUUGCUAA
Messenger RNA from Closterium sp. Naga37s-1, 8757 nucleotides. The record is from the annotation of a GenBank genome assembly. NCBI's taxonomy places the organism in Eukaryota, Viridiplantae, Streptophyta, Zygnematophyceae, Desmidiales, Closteriaceae.